GGUCUGAUUUCAAAAUAAAUAGAUAUGAUGUAUGCUAUCUAUAUAUCACAAAAAAGCAAUUUAUCAUUCAGUUUCACGUUCAGAGGAGUAAGAGACGUGUGCCCUGUUCCUCUCUGUUAGACACUUUAAGAUCUUCUUCUGAGGUAUUGCAUUUUUGUUGUCCUUGUUUCUUUCAAGGUAUUGGCCUGUCAUAGUUCAAACUUUAGAGAUGGCUGAUGCUCAUGAGACUGAGAGUGUUAAGGUAUGGAAAACAAAGAAAUUGAUUAAGGCUCUUGAGGCUGCAAGAGGAAAUGGUACGAGUAUGAUUUCCCUGAUCUUGCCCCCAGGUGAUCAAAUAGCUCGUGUUACUAAACUGCUUGGCGUUGAGUUUGGAACUGCUUCAAACAUCGAAAACAAGGUGAAUCGGCAAUCUGUGUUGGGUGCAAUCACUUCUGCUAAGCAGAGGCUUAAGCUUUAUAACAAGGUUCCUGAUAAUGGACUUGUGUUGUAUACCAGCACAAUUAUGACUGAAGAUGGGAAGGAAAAUAAGGUGGCCUUUAAUUUUGAGCCAUUCAAACCUAUCAACGCGUUUCUCUAUCGUUGUGACAACAGGUUUCACACAGAAGCUCUAAGUGAGCUUCUUUGUGAAACUGAUGACAUGUAUGGAUUUGUUGUCAUGGGUCACAACAGAACUCUGUUUGGGACUUUGGGUGGUAAUACAAGAAAAGUGCUUCAUGAGUUUCGCAUGGAUUUCUCAAUGUCAGUAGUACGACACCCAGAUAACACGGAGAAGCGCCUUUUCUAUGUGAACAAGGCUGCAGAGCUUGCAACCCACUUUUACAUCAACCCUACUACCGGCCAACCAAAUGUUUCAGGAUUAAUACUCGCUGCUUCGGCUGAUUACAUAACUGACCUUAGUCAGUCAGAUGUGUUUGAUCCUCGACUUAAGGCGAAAAUACUUAAUGUUGUUCAAAUACAUGAUGGAUGGGUUUUGGGGUUUAACCAGGCUAUUGAAUUAUCUGCUGAAAUUAUGUCCCAUGUAAAGUAUAUUCAGGAGAAAAAGUUGAUUGGAAAAUAUUUUGAGGAAAUCGGCCAGGAUACUGGAAAGUAUGCCAUUGGUGUUGAUGAAACUCUAAAAGCUCUGGAGAUGGGAGCUAUUGCGACACUUAUUGUGUGGGAAAAUCUGGAUAUAUAUAGGUAUGUCUUAAAAAAUGAUGUUACUGGUGAGAUUGUCAUAAAGCACUACAACAACAAGGAUUAUGUGAGCUAUGUUGCUGGUUAUGAGGUUCAGGAAAAGAUGCUUCUUGUAGAUUGGUUAUCAGAAGAAUACCAACGGUAUGGCUGCGUUCUUGAGUUUGUCACUGAAAAAUCACAAGAAGGUGAACAAUUUUGCAGAAGUUUGGAUGGGAUUGGGGGUAUCUUGCAGUACAAACUCGAGUUUGGAUCCUCUCGUUACCAAUCCCAUCCGGCCUCCACCGCGGAGAUGCAUGAGAUAUUCGUUAAUUUAUUUGAUUAAGGGCUGGGAUUGAUUGAGAUUUCUAUUACCUCAUGAUGGAGAAGUCUAAAUUAUAUAUAUAUAUAUAUAUAUAUAUAUAUAUAUAUAAAUAUAAAUGUAGGCUAAAAAAACUGAUCUAGACUGUUGUUAAGUAAUUUACUCAUUUGAGUGUAUGAACACAGUAUCGAUUAACUUUGAUUAUUGUUAGCUUUAUGAAUAUUAAAAA
Lotus japonicus is the source of this 1700-nucleotide messenger RNA. RefSeq names its product eukaryotic peptide chain release factor subunit 1-3-like. NCBI's taxonomy places the organism in Eukaryota, Viridiplantae, Streptophyta, Magnoliopsida, Fabales, Fabaceae. Gene Ontology annotation, molecular function: sequence-specific mRNA binding; translation release factor activity, codon specific. The record is from RefSeq and is a predicted model, not a curated record. Gene Ontology annotation, cellular component: translation release factor complex; cytosol. Bases 209 to 1495 code for a protein of 428 amino acids. The transcript is spliced from 2 exons. Gene Ontology annotation, biological process: cytoplasmic translational termination.